AUGGAGUUGUGGUUGGUUCAGUUGUUACAACAGCAACAGCAGCUAGACUUGCUUUGUCAGUUGGUUACAGUUUCACAGGAUGCCAUGGUUCUUCUGCAACUACCCUUGACUCAUCCAUCUGCACCCCUAGCUUUUCCACCGUUCGAAGAGGCGGAGGAGGACUGGAACACAUACAGCGUGGAGAGCGGCUGGGGCCUGGAGCCAUCGUUCGACGUGAGCGCCAUGACGGAGGUCCGCGUCCCGCUGGGGGGCACGGCGCUGCUGCCCUGCAGGGUGCGACACCUGGCUGGCCGCCCGGUGGCGUGGGUGCGGCGACGCGACUGGCACAUCCUGACGUGGGGCGCCGCCAGCUUCACCAGCGACGGCCGCUUCCGCGUGCUCAGCUCGCAUUCCGGCCGCGACUGGAGCCUGCGCAUCCGGCACGUCCAGCGGCACGACAACGGUACCUACGAGUGUCAGGUGCCGACAGGCAGCGGCACAAAGUCUCACUUGUUCAACCUCCACGUGGUGGUACCGAGAGCUGUCAUCCUUGGCCGACGCGAGUACCAUGUUGGCGAGGGCAGCACCGUCUCGCUGGUCUGCAUCAUCGAUAACGGUCCUCUGGUAGCGCAGUUUACCUUCUGGAAGCAUAACGAUCGCACGGUGGUCGCAGACGACGCCGCAUCCAAGGGAAUGUCUGUGGCGACGGACGCCGACGGCGCCAGACCGCACUCGCGGCUGCUGAUUUCCAGGGCGGACGUCACGCACGCCGGCAGCUACACCUGUGGUGCACCAGGCGCAGAUCCAGAUACCGUGCACCUCUUCAUCUCGCAAGUUCCUGAGAAGGAGCCUAAGUACUGA
Molecule: messenger RNA, 840 nt
Organism: Schistocerca piceifrons (Central American locust)
Lineage: Eukaryota; Metazoa; Arthropoda; Insecta; Orthoptera; Acrididae
Product: hemicentin-1-like
Exons: 6
Coding region: 1-840 (279 amino acids)
Biological process (GO): synapse organization
Cellular component (GO): neuron projection membrane
Source: RefSeq, a predicted model, not a curated record